Molecule: messenger RNA, 1848 nt
Organism: Anopheles gambiae (African malaria mosquito)
Lineage: Eukaryota; Metazoa; Arthropoda; Insecta; Diptera; Culicidae
Product: probable chitinase 10
Exons: 4
Coding region: 812-1768 (318 amino acids)
Cellular component (GO): extracellular region
Molecular function (GO): chitin binding
Source: RefSeq, a predicted model, not a curated record
AUCGAUAUGAGAUACAGAUUAACAGUAUAUAGAUUAAGUAGAAGAAAAAACGAGUUUAACGUACAUUCAUCAAAAAUGUUGUUAUUAUUAGUUCAAUGACAUUCGACAUUGUUUUCAGACCAAAUAUGUGAAGCUCAUUGAAACUCGAUAUACCGGUUUUAACAGUUGUGGAUAGAGUUAGUAGAUUGAUUCGGAAUUUACCACCUGCAGUGUUUCCAAGUUGUUACAACUUUUCAUGGCAUUGUACAGACUGCAUAUCUUUUCGAUAACUUCUUCUUCUUUGGCACAACAAUCGUUGUCGGUCAAGGCCUGCCUGUACCCACUGACGAAGUGAGCUUGGCUUUCAGUGACUUAUUGUUACGAUUGCAGGAUAGUAUGGGGACACGGUCUAUUCGGGGCUUGAACCCAUGAUGGGCAUGUUGUUAUGUCGUACGAGUUGACGACUGUACCACGAGACCGGCUUUUCGAUAACACAAUCUAUUUAUAUUUAUUUCCUUCACUUUGAAUACGUGCAACUUACUUUCCCAUCAGCUUUCUUUUCUUUUGUGUGGGUUUAAUUUCUCGUGCUAUGUUCGAUUCUGUAACAACAACAAAAAGUCACAGUACUUAUGAUGGUCAUUAAGAUAUCAAAGAACAACAUCUGAAAAAACAAGCGUCCGAAACAUGAGUUACGUUUCAAGCAGUAUCUUUCAAUUGACUGAAGAUAUAAAUAUACCCCCCAUUAAAAGAGAUGACAAAAAUUGGACACUGUGUUUAGUUAGACAACAAAUUUCACAUUCGCCAGUACGCCUGCUUCAGCCAUUGACUUAAAAUGCAAGUCGUCGUUAUAGUCUUUAUAGCGUUCAUUUUGAGCGUAACGGAAAUAUCAGCUCGAUUUAUAUCUGAUAACAUAUGUUUGGCAAUGCCAAAUGGUCAGAAGCUUCCUAUUACUGAUGAUUGCGGAUCAUACAUAGUAUGCGAGUACAAUGUGCAAAAAGUUCAGCGCUGCGCAUAUGGCACCCUUUUCGAUCCGAUUUCGAUGGUAUGCAACUGGGCCUCUUUUGUCAAGUGUGGACAAACACCGUCGCUCCCGCCAAUUAUUCUUGCACCCUCGUCCACUUCUGUUGCAAUUCCGACUACGUUCAAGCCACCAGCGGAAUUUCCAAGCAUACCGACCGCACCGACGCCACUACCGACAACUGUAACAGUGAGAACAACCACUAAUAACCCGUAUGAGCCUCCGUAUAUUCCUACAGCUCCUACCGCUUCACCCACACUGCGACCUCCUGUAGUCGUUACUUCCAUUCCGACGAUACGUCCAACCACUACCACACGUCCAGUGAUUACAACCACUCCCCCGUUCAAACCACCUAUGAACCCUUAUCCAUUCUGUACCCCGGAAGAGUUUAGCUUCAUCGCACACCCAACAGCAUGUGAGAGUUACUAUAUUUGUGCCUACGGUAAGCUGAUUCUGCAUAGCUGUGGACAUGGUGUUUACUGGAAUACAGCCACCAAUCAGUGUGACUUUCCGGAAAAUACCGACUGCACUAAUCUUCCUAAUCCGGCCGCUCCGGAAACGUCUACCCCGUCCGCUGAAACAACAACGAUAUCAAGCACUCCGGACUGUUAUGGCAGUAACAUUUUUUACCCCAACUACAACGACUGUAGCCAGUAUUACAUCUGCAUCGGGCUACAGCCAAUAUUGAUGAGCUGUCCCACCAGCUAUUUGUGGAAUAGUAAAACAUCUCAAUGCGAUCAGCCUGGUAAUGCAGUAUGUGCGCAGAAAUAACAAAUUUGCUCUUAUAGGAAUGAUAAUUUUGAAUGAUGAAAAACGUGAAUAAAUUUUUUCUUCCGCAUCUGAUAAUGAAA